AUGCAGACUUCAACAGCGGGAAUUCGCUCUUCUUCUCGGAGUCGCAAAGUUCACCUUAUCGAUGACCCGGACGACUGCGACGCCAUUCUCGACGAGCUCUUCUUCUCUCCGUCAUCGUCUGUUCUUCUCCCGCCUUCUCCUCUCACCACCUACCUCAUGGUCCAGCGACAAAUCUCGCCGUCUUCGGUUUCCGCUUCUCCAUUUUUGACGGGGGACUUCUCCCGACAGCUCGUGGCGCUGGACUGCGAGGGAGUGGCCCUGGGCCGGUUUGGACGCAUGUGCACUGUCCAGAUCGCGACUUCAACGCAUACUUUGCUUCUCGAUGCGUUCAAAACGGGCGUCGUUGGAGGAAACAAGAAGUUGAAGGAAAUCCUCGAAUCGCCACACAUUGUCAAGGUUUGCCACGACUGUCGCGAGGACGCCUCCGCCCUUCUUCACCAGCACACCAUUCGGCUGAGAAACGUCUUCGAUACUCAGGUUGCGCACCAAAUCUGGAGUGAGCAGAAGGGAGAGACGCGCUUCCAGGCUUCUCUGUCUGAACUGUUUCGCAGCUUCUUAAACCUCCGGGACGGCGGCGUGGCGAAACAGGCCAAAAGCGCCAUGGAAGCAGAUCCCUCAGUGUGGUGUCAGAGACCACUGCCGACUGAUCUCCUGCGAUAUGCCGUCUUUGGCGUUUCUCACCUUCUCGACCUCGCUCACAUCCUCGCGUUUCACCUUUCCUCGUGCAACGAAGUGAUUCGAAGGAGCUGUGAAACAUACUUGCCGUACCGACACUUGAACACGCACCUCAACUCUCCCGCAGAAAUCGCAACGCCUGGCGCAGUGAUCCAGGGCAUGGUGGCUGCACGCACAUGCAUGGGUCUAACGCUGAAGCUGAACUGUGGGAGAAACGGAGUCGUCUCGACACCUGCGGCGCUGUCUCGCUUCCACGACGUAAACGUCGGAGACAUUGUCGACGUCCAAGUCGCCAGUCAGUCGCAAGACGGGAAGAUCGUCUACCUGGACCGCUACGAUGGCCUGUACAACUACUGGAACCUGAAGGAGCGGUCGGUUCUCGAGAGCACAUAG
Messenger RNA from Neospora caninum, 1068 nucleotides. RefSeq names its product Exonuclease 3'-5' domain-like-containing protein 1, related. Gene Ontology annotation, biological process: nucleobase-containing compound metabolic process. The record is from RefSeq and is a predicted model, not a curated record. Gene Ontology annotation, molecular function: 3'-5' exonuclease activity; nucleic acid binding. The transcript has 8 exons. Bases 1 to 1068 code for a protein of 355 amino acids. NCBI's taxonomy places the organism in Eukaryota, Apicomplexa, Conoidasida, Eucoccidiorida, Sarcocystidae.